This is a messenger RNA of Bursaphelenchus okinawaensis, 732 nucleotides long. NCBI's taxonomy places the organism in Eukaryota, Metazoa, Nematoda, Chromadorea, Rhabditida, Aphelenchoididae. The record is from the annotation of a GenBank genome assembly.
AUGACAGAAAUUGGUGGAUCAGUUGCAAGAAGUCGGUCGAUAAAACCGGUCGUUUGUGGUGACAUGGCUUCCGUCUAUCUUCUGAACGGUCAAACCGAGUUGGACGCGGAUCGAUCCGAAGCCUCCGUAUACUACGACGCUGGACCGGUUGGUGGAGAGUCUGAUACCUUUUCGGAAGCCAGUGUGUACCACGAGUACCCAAACACGGACACCAAGGCCGAAGAGUAUCGUCAAGCCCUGGAAUCCGUCUACUUUUACGACAACAACUUCGUCAGCCAGAAAUACGGUGUCGCCUACAAACCACCGCCAGCUUCUGCUGAAACAGCUCAGAAGAAGCUCACGAACGUGGAGAAGAAGCAGCUGGACCCGGAUGACGACGCCGCAUCGUUCUACGUUUCUGCCAUUACAACGAGUGCUAGCUUCGGCCGUGGGUAUGGCAGUGAAGAGGUUAGUUUGCCAAUAAAGUUGUUAUAUUACACAAAAAUCUAAUUUAUUUUCAUAUGAUACUGAAGAUGUUUUUUUUUAAACAUCAAUAUUUUGCAGAGAAGACCAUUUUAAGAAAAUUUACGUAUAAAUAGUAUAUAAUCAAUGUAAAAACGCCAUUAUUAAACCUACUGUUUUCAGAACUUCGUAGCACCCAGUUACCAUCAACCAGACUUCGAGCACGUCGAUGCUGUAUCUCGGAGAUUCGCCCAGUUCGACGAUAGCCACAGCUCUCAGUAUCGCUUCUGA